Myotis myotis is the source of this 8912-nucleotide messenger RNA. It is a transcript of the gene AKAP12, whose product is annotated as A-kinase anchoring protein 12. The record is from RefSeq and is a predicted model, not a curated record. Gene Ontology annotation, cellular component: cytoplasm. Gene Ontology annotation, biological process: signal transduction; regulation of protein kinase C signaling. Gene Ontology annotation, molecular function: protein kinase A binding; calmodulin binding. Bases 397 to 5865 code for a protein of 1822 amino acids. The transcript has 5 exons. NCBI's taxonomy places the organism in Eukaryota, Metazoa, Chordata, Mammalia, Chiroptera, Vespertilionidae.
GCCUGACUGCGUUAACCUCUCCGUUCCCCGCGCUGCCACGUGAGGUGUCCUAAUACGGUCCGACCAGGGAGACGCCGCGGAGCGCUCGCCUCUCCGGUGAACCGGGAGGGGCAGGCACAAACCUUCGGAGUCAACCACAGCCUGAGGAGAGCAAUGGGGCUUUGGGGUCGCCGCCGGGCGAGCUGAAAGUCCGCUGCGGCAGAAGCUCCCGCCUUGGGAGUUUGCCGCGAGCGCGUCUCCUCCAUUCGCAGUCCCGGCGCGGUCGGAGGAGGAGCGGGAGAGGACGGCGCUGCUGGGACCUCGCGGGCGGGCGCGCGGCUCCUCGCUCUGCCCCGCGGCCCCGCGACUUGCAGAAGGCGUGACCGGCGGCUGGGCGCGGGGAACCGCAGAGCGGCCAUGGGUGCUGGGAGCUCCACCGAGCAGCGGAGCCCGGAGCCGCCCGAGGCGGGGAGCGGGGCGCCGGCCGAGCCCGAGCCCGAGCCCCGCGGCGGCAGCCCGGUGGCGGAGGCGGCGCCCGGAGCUCCCGGGGACCCGGACAUCGCGGCCGCGGAGCCGGCCACCAAGCUCUUACAGAAGAAUGGUCAGCUGUCCACACUCAACGGCUUAGCUGAGCAAGAAGAGCUCACCCCGCAGGAGGGAGUCCUGAAUGGCCAGGAGGAGGAAGUCACUGUCCCAGAGGUUGGACAGAGAGAAUCCGAAGAUGUGAAUGAAAGAGGCUCAGAUAAAGAGAUGGCUGCCAACUCAUCGGUUGUUCAGGACAUCACAAAGGAUGGGCAGGAGGAAAUGCCUGAAAUAAUUGAGCAGAUUCCUUCUUCGGAAAGCAAUUUAGAAGAACUAACGCAGCCUGCUGAGUCCCAGACUAAUGACGUUGGAUUUAAGAAGGUGUUUAAGUUUGUUGGCUUUAAAUUCACUGUGAAAAAGGAUAAGAGCGAGAAGUCUGACACGGUCCAGCUACUCACUGUCAGAAAAGAGGAAGGUGAAGGAGCAGGAGAGUCAGAGGGGGCUGGGGACCACCAAGAGCCCAGCCGGGAGGCGGGAGAAGCAACACACAAAGAAAAUGAACUGAAACAAUCCACAGAGAGCCCCGAGAAGCCUCUGCAACCCGAGCAGAGCAGCACAGAGAUUUCUUUUCAAGCUGAGUCUGGUCAAGCAGCCGAGGAAGGCAAAGAUGGAGAAGAAAAACAAGAAAAAGAACCCACCAAAUCUCCAGACUCUCCAACCAGUCCAGUGGCCAGCGAAACGGCGUCACCCUUCAAAAAAUUCUUCACUCAAGGCUGGGCUGGCUGGCGCAAAAAGACCAGUUUCAGGAAGCCCAAGGAGGAUGAGCUGGAAGCUUCGGAGAAGAAAAAGGAACAAGAGACAGAAAGAGUCGACGCAGAAGAAAAGGAAAAAACAGAAGAUACCUCUGAGAAACUGGCUGCUGCGGAACAACCACAGCCACAGGAGGCCACAGAGAGUGUCCACGAUGCCAGAUUAUCAGCUGAGUAUGAAAAGGUGGAGCUGCCCUCUGAAGGUCAAGGGCAGGCAUCUCCUGAAGAGAGAUCCGCCCCUUUGGCCACAGAAAUAUUUGAUGAAAAGGUAGAGAUUGUUGCAGAAGUCCACGUGAGCACGGCGGAGAAUGCAGAGGAGCAGGAAGCUGAGGUGGAGGAAACAGAAGAGCCCCAACCGGCUGAGAAAUUGGCCGAAACCAGCGCUGGGCCUCAGGAAGCCGAACCUCCAGUGUGUGCGCCGGGAGGGGACCACACCCAGCCCCCCGAACCAGGUCCUGAGGAGCAGGCGCUGUCUGCCCAGCCGGAAGGCAUCGUGAGCGAGGUGGAGAUGCUGGCAUCCCAGGAGAGAGUGAAGGUGCAGGGAAGCCCGCUGAAGAAGCUUUUUACAAGCACUGGCCUGAAAAAGCUCUCCGGAAAGAAGCAGAAAGCGAAGCGAGGGGGAGAGGAAGAGUCGGGGGAGCAGCACGCGGCCCAGGCGGAUUCUCCCGAUAGCCCAGACGAGCACAAGGGCGAGAGCUCUGCUUCCUCCCCGGAGGAGCCCGAGGAGAUCACGUGCCUGGAGAAGGGGAUCGCGGAGGCCCACCCGGACGGGGAAGGCGAAGAGGGAGCCACUUCCGAUGGAGAGAAAAAGAGAGAAGGUGUGACUCCCUGGGCGUCUUUCAAAAAGAUGGUGACGCCCAAGAAACGUGUGAGAAGGCUUUCGGAAAGCGACAAGGAAGAGGAGCUGGAGAAGGCGAAGGGCGCCACGCUGUCGUCCACGGAGAGCGCGGCCUCGGAGAUGCCGGAGGAGGGGAAAGGGCACGGGGAGGAGCCGAAGCCCGAGGAGCCGAAGCGCAAGGUUGACACCUCGGUGUCUUGGGAAGCUUUGAUUUGUGUGGGAUCGUCCAAGAAAAGAGCAAGAAAGGCAUCCUCUUCCGAUGAGGAAGAGGGACCGAAACCGACGGCAGGAGAAGGCCCCAAACCAGACGAAGCAGGAAGAGACAGAGAGGCGGGACCAGAGGCUGUCCCCGCAGGUGCCCAGGAGCACGACCCAGGGCAGGGCAGCUCCUCCCCCGAGCAGGCGGGAAGCCCCUCGGAAGGGGAGGGCGUGUCCACCUGGGAGUCCUUUAAAAGAUUGGUCACCCCGAGGAAGAAAUCCAAGUCCAAACUGGAAGAGAAAACCGAGGACCCCGGAACAGGGGCCGGUGUGGAACAUUCGGCGGCAGAGGUGGAACCCGGGAAGGAAGAAUCUUGGGUUUCAAUUAAGAAAUUCAUUCCUGGCCGGAGGAAGAAAAGGUCCGAUGGGAAACAAGAUCACGCCACUGCCGAGGAUGCGGGGCCGACAGAAGUCAACGAAGACGAUGCCGACGUCCCGGCCGUGGUCCCUCUGUCCGAGUACGAUGCCGUGGAGAGGGAGAAAACGGAAGCGCAGGAAGCCCGGAAGAGGGAGGAGACGGCCGAGCCAAAGGGGGCGGUUUCUGUGUCGGAGGAGCUCAGCAAGAGUCUGGUUCAUACCGUGACUGUGGCGGUCGUCGAUGGGGCGAGGGCUGUGACCCAUAUGGAAGAAAGGUCGCCUUCUUGGAUCUCUGCUUCGGCGACAGGGCCCCUCGAACAAGCCGAAGAGGAAGCUGGACCACCCCCUGCAGGGGUGUUGGAAAGAGAGGGCAGGGCAGAGGACAGCCCCGUCGUCACCCAAGCCCUGCCCGAGAGCCGAGAUGCCGGUGAGGACACCCUCACCAGUGAGGUGGAACCCACUCCCGAGGCCGUGACGGCUGCGGAACCCACGGAGGCGUUUGGUGCCGAGGAGGCGACCGAAGCAUCUGGUGCCGAGGAGACCACCGACAUGGUCUCGGCCGUCUCCCAGUUAAGUGAGUCUCCGGACACCACCGAGGAGGCCACGCCGGUUCAGGAGGCGGAGGGCGGCGAGCCCGACGUGGAGGGCCAGGAGAGGCGGACCCAGGAGGUCCUGCAGGCGGUGGCGGAAAGGGUUAGAGAAGCGUCACAGCUCGAUGUCGGGGGCCCGGGAGCCGAGAUUCACACAGCGCGGAAAGAGGGAUCCCAGCUGCCAGAGGUGGGGGAGACCGAAGAGGACCCUCCCGUGUCGGAGCUGAAGGAAGAGGUGGACAUGGUGUUGCAGGGACACGCAGGAGAAACAAAAGCUGAGACUCUGACACCAGGGGACGUCUUUGGACAGGCCGCCCCAGAACACGCUGGAGAAGUCCCUCCAGUCCCUGAGAGCAUCCCGUCCAGUGAGCUCAGAACCCCCUGCCAAGCCGAAACCUUGGUUGGUGUAAAAUCGGAGAUCGUCCUGGAACAGGCUGUUGGCCCCGACUCGGCCGAAACUCUCACAGACAGCGAGACCAGUGGAAGCACCCCCGUGCCCGACUGUGAGGCUCCCCCUGCAAUGCAGCAAGUCAAGGUCAUGGAAGUCCAUGCAGAGGGUGAAGGUGCAUCCGGUACGAAAUCGCAGGUCAUGGAGGCCCAGGCAGCUCCUGCACCGAAAGAGAUGCCCCCAGCACCCUCUGGGCUUCAAUCACAGGAAGAAAAGAAAGAACACUCAGAAAUAGAAGGGGGUCCAGAGCAUACGGAUAAAGAGGUAUCAGUGGAGGCUGUACCCAUUCUUUCAAAGGCUGAGGCGACUCCGGAGGCUGGCCAGUUUGCUGAUGAGGAAACCAAAGACGUACCCUUCAUUCAAGGACUUGAAGUAUCUGCAGACACAGAAAUGACAGCUGGACAGAAAAAGGCCAUGGAAGUCGCCCUUAAAGAUGAAGUUACUCAAGAAGCUGAUGGUCAAAAGAAUGAAAAUACUGAAUUCCAGAGUCCUGCUCCGUCUCUUCCAGCCCCAGGGGAGAGAGAGAGGGUAGUGCAAGUGGAAAGGGAGGAAGCGGUGGCCAAGGCAGCCCGAGUGAGUGAAGAGAAGCUUGAGCCAAAACCAGCCGAAGUGCUCAGCAAGCAGCUGGUCCACACGGUUCACGUGACCGUCGUAGACGGGGAGAAGGAAGUUCUCCCUUUUGAAGAAAGUUCUUGGCUAGUUCAAGCGGACAGGCUCUGCACAGACAGUCAGGCCGAAGUGCUCAGCAAGCAGCUGGUCCACACGGUUCACGUGACCGUCGUAGAUGGGGAGAAGGAAGUUCUCCCUUUUGAAGAAAGUUCUCCUUGGCUAGUUCAAGCGGACAGGCUCUGCACAGACAGUCAGGCCGAAGUGCUCAGCAAGCAGCUGGUCCACACGGUUCACGUGACCGUCGUAGAUGGGGAGAAGGAAGUUCUCCCUUUUGAAGAAAGUUCUCCUUGGCUAGUUCAAGCGGACAGGCUCUGCACAGACAGUCAAGUUCAAAGCUCGGAGGCAUCAUUACCUCUAACAGCUGCCGCUGUGGAGAAGAAGGUCUUAGGCGAAACCGUCAAGCUUUUAGAAGCAGCUGGACCUUUAGAGUCUGCAGAUGCACGUUUGGAACCAGAAGCGAAGCCCUCUGACCAAGAAGACGUUAUGGGUCAGCCCGGGGAAGAUGCAGCACCCACAGGCCCUGCGUCUCGGGCAGAAUCGGCCCCAGUCGUCAUACCCGCCGCCCCUGCAAAAGGCGUCAGUGCUGACCUGGAAGGAGAUAAAACCACCUUCCAGGAAGGGAAGUCCGAAGAAGACUGCGAGCAGGUUAGCGGGCAGGGAGACAGAGUGAGUGAAAUGAGAGAGGAAGGUUUAAAGGCCGAAAAGGAGAUUUUGCAGCUUAAGACUGAGAGCCAGAAACUUGUGCAAAACGUCAUUCAGACAGCCGUUGACCAGUUGGUAAGCACCGAAGGAACAGCCACCGACUGCCAGACACCGGCCCAGCUGGCAAAGGCUGACCAUCGGGAGGCUGAACAGAAAAUUGAAAAAGAAGAAAGGGAACUUCAGGGCUCAGCAGAGGCUGAGGCAGCCCAAGAGGAGUCCGCACUGACCACCGUGGGACAAACCCCCUCAGAAAUUUCCAAAGACGCGAAUGCAGCUGCAAAGGAGGUCACGGCCUUUGAGGUCAAAGGCUCCCCAGUAAAUGACCAGCUGCCUGAAGAGCUCGUCCUCCCAACCCAGGAAAAGAGAGAAGCAACCGGAACCAAGUGUGUGCCAGAAUUGGGUGAUCGUGCCGGCUUAGGAGAAAGAACAGAGAAUGAACCCCAAGAAGAUGAAAAACGUGACGCUGUCCAUUACCCUGAGAACCAAAUCUCAGCCCUGGGAGACCCCGAGGCCUCGGGAGACUUAACCAAAGAGUCCUCGGAUGCAAAUGGACCAAAACUAAAAGAGAAGGAAGUGGGAUUUCAGGAAGGAAAAGGGCCGAGCGAGCCGGAAAAAGAGAUCAAAACGCAAACACAGGAGGAGGCACAGGAACAAGAGAGGCAGCCAGCAACGCCAGAACUUGCGGAACCCUAAGACGUCAGUUACACGAGUGUCUUUGCAAGACCAGAAUGUGAAGACAAGUGGUAGAAGAAAAUGAAUGCUGCUGAUGACACUCAAGACCAAGAUUUCAGAACUUUGAGAUCCCAAGAACAGGCCUGCCAACCGAUCUCAUUCCCAGAGAACCCCGACAAUCCUGAGGCUGCUUCGGGAGCUAGAACCAGUUCUUCCUCAAGACCGCCUGCCGCGUCCCCUUGAUGCCAUAUCGUGUUUCUCAUCCGAGCUCCUGAAUUCUUCACCUGGAACUGGAGUUGGCAAUACCUAGUUCCACUUCUCAAACUGGAGUAUCAUUCUUUAUGUAUUUAUAUGUAUGUCUUAAGUAAUCCUCCUCCUGUAUCUAUUGUAUAUUUUUUCCUACUGUUUAAGGAGAUGUGCGGUAGAGUACACUUCCGAUGUACCCCAGUCUGUGAUGGGGCAUGGGCCAUAAGUGUCGCCGUGGCAGCUCUGAGCCUCCCGUACAACCUGUGAAAACAGCUUCCUAGAAUAACAUUCCUGAGCAGAAGCUGCAUUCUCACUUUAAAAUUCCCUAAGGACGAGGCCCGUGUUUAGUAUUACUCUGAAGUCGGUCACUUUCCUAUGAUGCAUAAUGUGCUAAAAAUGAAAAGCAUCUUUAGGGCGGAAGCAUACAGAAUGUUCUGUGGUUACUGUGAAAUUUUUCUUUCAAGCCCAGUGGAGAGUGGAAGUUUGUUUUUUUUUUUUUUUCAGUAGUAGAUUAACUUCCAGUCUUUUCUCCUAAUUGUUAUGGUGGUUUGGACAGAUGUGGGCUUAAUCCUGAGGCAAAGUAGUGAAAUGUUUUUCAUACUCUCAAGAAAAGGAUUGACUGUAAGUUUUGGGUUCUACCCUUACAUGCGGGACCACAUUCCCACACGGCAUGAAGCAAAUCAGGCUCUUUACAAUGGCAUUUUGAUAGAUGCUGGAUUGUGUCUGUGCCAUAUUUGUGCCCACUCUUUUAGAACAAUGUCACAUUAUGUUCAUUUGGAUAAACUGUGAUUUGACAACUGACUUACUAGUAAAUAAAAUAUUUGCUUCACUUAGAUUUGCUGGUUUUAUUAGAUACUAGGAAGGCUGAGACCUGUGUUUCCUGCCUUCUGCAAGCAGAAAAAGCUAGAUAGAGCUUUCUAAUGUAGUUGCUGCAUGAUGUGACCACUUCAUACCGGUUUGAGUUCAUGUUCAGAGGAAGUCAUAGCAGAUAGGUGUCUGCCAAAAUAAACCAGGGGCUUUUCAGAUGGACGGUACUGAUACAAUGCUACCAUCUGGUGGUAUCUUCCUGAAAAGGCCAAUUUUCUGCAUUAAUGUUUGUUCAUGAUGAGUGUUUCUAGAAAGAAAUUUUAAGAAGGCUUAGUAGUAAAAUUGCCUUGCAACAGGAAUUUUUCUAAAUGUUAAAAAUGAUGUCUGAUUCCUGCUAAUAUAUAAAGGAUGCUGUUGAACAGUUGCCACACAAAGAAUAGUCCGUUAUCUGCCCUAAAAUUCCACUUUUCCGCAGGUAAACUGGCCUAGCAAAGACACUUUAAAAAUUUUACUCCAGCUCGGUACUCCCAGUUUGAGAACUUAAUUUCAAUGGCCAAUUGAUUUUAAAGGAUAACAUUCUAGAAAGACUAGAAUAGCCUUUUAGCAGAAAGAACAUUUGCUGUUAGAAGUGACAAGUAGUUGCUCUGAUACCAACACACCUGAUUACAAUAAAACAUUGGCUGUAGUAGUUGCUCUGAUACCAACACACCUGACUACAAUAAAACACCGGUUCUAGUGUACGGCCUUGUAGCUGGAAAGUACUGACUAGCUUUUAGGAAUUACUCUCAUGUAUAAUAGCCACCUGUGCUUAAUUGUUAAACUUUAAAAUCUCCAAAUUAAAAAAAAAGAAACCUGUGAUCUAAAUCAGCGGCUGCCAACCGGUGGUCCAUGAGGUCCGAAAGGUUGGCGACCACUGGUUUAAGGAAGCCUUCGGAGCAGUGGUCACCAGCCGGUGGUCCGCAGACCAAUGGCGGUCGGAAGGUUGGCGACCGCUGAUCUAAAUAGCUUCUCUGGCCAACUUGGGACUUCUUUAAAAAAGUGCUCGUGUCAAAUUUAGAAACAUCAAUGGUGAGAGAGUAUCAUUGAUGGGCUGCCUCCUGCACGCCCCCUACUGGGGAUCGAGCCCACAACCUGGGCAUGUGCCCUGACAGAAUAGAACUGUGACCUCCCGGUUCAUAGGUUGACACUCCACCACUGAGCGACACCGGCCAGGCGCCGGUGUCUGUUUUUGAAGAUCAACCAAAACGUAUUGGAGAUGACAGCGAUUUGGAAGGAGUUCAAUGGUAGCUCCUCUCUCCGGCAGGAAGACACUGUGCUAUUUUGAGCAGAUUAAAGAUUUGUGUCGUUUGUGGUAAACAGAUUUCCUUUUUUUUUCCCUCUUCGGUUUAAAUUCCAUCCCACCACUUCAUCACAUUUGUACUGACAUGUGGCCACGCAGGUCAUCACAGCUGGUCGCCUUCAUGGCUCUGCUCCUCCUACAUCUGGACGGGCCCUGGGUUACUUCUGUACAAGCUCUGUACCUCUGUCUGUUAAGCAACAUUGUUUUACUAACGAGGAAUGCUAUUAACAACUGUAGCGUGAAAUACAGUUAGUUCUGUGUUAUAAUUCUAAAGCUGCCGUUACUUUAUGAAGUUCAUAGUAACCGUGUAAUCUGCAGAAAUUGGAGCAAGUGCCUAAAUUUUGCUAUUUUUGGCAUUACUAUGGAACCAUGUACAACAGAAAGCAAUGCAAGACUUGUAAACUCUCGCCACUUCUUGUAAUUGAAGACUAUAAAAUGUGCCCCUAAAGGUUAUUUUCUUAAUGGUUCACACAAGUUGUCUCUCUCUGUACAUGUCUACUUUGUUCCAGAAGUUUCCUUUGCUGUUUGGAGCUACAGAUAGUCAAGGGCUGAAAAUUUUAGCUUUCAGUGUAAGCUUCAAGCCUAGCAGUUUUCUUUAACCUCAGACAAUAUUUGAUUCCUAGUUCUGUGUGGGGGCAAAUUUUCAUUUAUCUAAAUAAAAUGCAACCUAAUGAAA